GCUUUCGAUUUUUUCUACGAAAAACCCCGAUUGGUAAAUUUAAUUGCAAGGUGCAAAGUACUACAGCUGGCAUUUGAUUUGACGUCUCAUUGUGAUCCGCUUUUUCGAGUGACCUUGUAUAAUUAUGGUGAUUCAGCGAAUUCUGCGGCUGGCGGGAUUUUAUCGAAUUCCACAAAGAAUUUUGACACUUCAAGUUGUCAGUGCGGCCUCGAAGUUUCACAAACGUUGGAGACAAAAAUGUUUACUGUCAGCUCCAGCACUCUCAUUGGCACUUUUUGGAUCUUCGAAGAGUAAUGACAGUAAAGAAUCUAUUACGACAAAAAAGGUUUUACUCGCCAAGGCUGACGCUCUUUUCGAAAGUGGAGAGUAUCAGAAGAUUUACGAUUUACUCAUAAAGUAUCGAGAUAAUAAGGAUGUGGAGAUCCUAUGGAGACUGAGUCGAGCACUUUUCAAUCAUUCAAAAAGUGCUAGUGACGUAGAAGCAAAGAGAAUGGUCUACGAGGGAUACGACAUCAUGGAAGAUGCUUUGAAAAUUGAUAACAAUCACUGGGCUGUUCACAAGUGGAUGGCAGUUUUGUCAGACACAAAAAAUGAAUACGAAGGAAUAAAAGCGAGAAUUAAGAAUUUGUUAACGUGCAAAGAACAUAUGAUGAAAGCUAUUGAGUUGAAUCCAAAUGACGCUACAACCCUCUACAUGUUGGGGAACUGGUGCUUCAGUGUGGCCGACAUGCCUUGGUACCAGAGAAAAAUUGCAUCAGCUAUAUUUGGAACAGUUCCAUCCUCUUCCUACGAGGAAGCAUUGCAAUACUUCGAAACUGCCGAGAAAAUCGAUCCCUUGUUCUACAGCCACAAUCUGUUAUUCCUAGGGAAAACUUAUUUAAAACUGCAGAGAAAAGACGAAGCCAUGAAAUAUCUCAAGAUGACAGCUGAAUUUCCAGCGAGAAAUGACGAGGAUCACAGGGCAAAGUUAGAGGCGACAAAAAUACUGGGAACUCUUUGAUUUAUGGAUCAUAUUCAAUAUGUGUCAUAAACAGAGAUUAUGGAUUGUUACAACGAGAUUUAUCCACGGAAUAACUAAAUCAAUUGCUUUAACCGCACAUGAAUUAGACGGAAGGCUGAGUAAUUUGUGAAUUACAAUCUAGUCGGUAAAGUAAAAAAUUUCUAAACUUCUUAAGGAUUCGCACACUGACGACUUCGAAUUCUUCUGAGGAAUUCUAAAAAUGGAAUUUUCUAUCAAUCAUUGACACACAAUUUUUUUUACAAUACUUCUUUAUUAAUGGCGAAGGGAAAUCCAUUUGUUGUUUAAGUACAAGUGAUAAUUUAUCGAAUUGAAUAAAUAAUAAUUUAUAUUCAUAUAUAAAACUUC
Messenger RNA from Fopius arisanus, 1366 nucleotides. RefSeq names its product regulator of microtubule dynamics protein 1-like. Gene Ontology annotation, molecular function: microtubule binding. NCBI's taxonomy places the organism in Eukaryota, Metazoa, Arthropoda, Insecta, Hymenoptera, Braconidae. Bases 125 to 1000 code for a protein of 291 amino acids. The transcript has 5 exons. The record is from RefSeq and is a predicted model, not a curated record. Gene Ontology annotation, cellular component: cytoplasm; spindle microtubule; mitochondrion.